AUCCGCAUCCAUUUUGAGCUCUCUGCUCUACAUAUACUUGAUCUGGAAUGACAAGAAGCGGUGAUCAAUGAGUUCUCCUAUUUUGUCUUUGCUCUGCGGACCCUGUGAUCCAUGCGUGUCUUGUGCGUACAACAAAUGGAAAGCUCCACCUCGGUGUCUAAAAUGGCAGCGGGGGUUGCGGUGCAGAUGCAGCUCCUUCCGGCAGAGAUGCAGCAAAAGACCCUCCUACUCCUCAUAUGUCGUCAUCGGGUCUCAACCAGUCAAAUUAUAGGCGAGAAAAUAUAUGAGAGAAAACAAGCCCAAACAGCCAGCCAGCGAGCGCGGCCGGUGCGAGCCGGCUCACGCUUCUUGAGGGGUUCAGAUUUAUACAUUGUUGUCUUUUUUUUUUCUUCAUUAACCCGGUGGGUAAGUAAAGGAGAUGAGGGGACUCCUGCCGUUUUACCGGGGUUUGUACACCCUGAGUAACCGCCAAGCCAGUCGUAAAGCUGGGAUUGUCGGUUCUCGGUGCGGGCUUUGCGGAACUCAGUCUAAUAGCAAGCCACAGCCAAGGUUUGGGCUGUUGUUCGACAUUGAUGGCGUGCUUGUCAGAGGGAGAAUGCCAAUCCCUGCGGCAACAAAAGCAUUUGAGAAGUUGGUCGACUCUCAGGGACAGUUUGUGGUGCCAGUCGUUUUUGUCACAAAUGCAGGGAAUUGCCUCAGACAAACAAAAGCGGACCAGCUCUCUCACAUCCUGGGAGUGCCUAUCACACAAGACCAAGUUAUCAUGUCCCAUAGUCCCCUGAGGAUGUUUAAGAAGUUCCAUGACAAAUGUGUCUUGGUGUCAGGACAAGGACCUGUCCUGGAAAUUGCUAAAAAUGUGGGCUUUAAGAAUGUAAUCAGUAUUGAUAUGCUAAGAGAAUCGUACCCAUUGUUGGACAUGGUGGAUCACAACAGGAGACCAAAAUUGCCGUCCAAUCCCGUUGUCAGCCUUCCUAAAAUUGAAGCUGUGGUUUUGUUCGGUGAGCCGAUCCGAUGGGAAACCAACCUGCAGCUGAUAGUUGACAUUCUGUUGACCAAUGGUAACCUCAGUUGUAGUCACCAAACCCAAAACACUCCUCACCUUCCCCUGCUGGCCUGCAACAUGGACCUCAUGUGGAUGGCUGAGGCACAUUCUCCUCGGUUUGGCCAUGGAACAUUUCUUGUGUGCCUAGAGAACAUCUACAAGAAGAUAACCGGCAAAGAUCUGAAGUAUGAGGCUCUUAUGGGAAAACCCAGUGAGCUGACUUACCAUUUUGCAGAGUACCUCAUCAGAAGCCAGGCCAUGCAGAGGCAGUGGGAACUUCCCAUUACUUCCCUAUAUGCUAUAGGGGAUAACCUCAUGACUGACAUCUAUGGAGCCAAUCUGUACAACCGUUACCUGGAGGAGAGAGUUGCAAGAAAAAACCCCAAAGCUGUUGCUAAGAUGGUGGCUGCCACUGGGUCCACCACGGCGGUGAACAGGGAGGAAGAGAUUGACAGCCUGUGGGAAAGCGAGCUCGCUCUGCCCUCUGCUACAUCCUGUAAGUCUGUCCUAGUCUGUACAGGGGUGUAUAACCCCAACGCAGAGGUGCCGUCUGAUGCAAAUCACUGCAUCAAGGAGACUGUGUUCCACGGGCACCGGGACUUCAUAUUUGACCCUGGUCUCGUGGAGCCAGGCCAUAUCGUGCAGGAUGUGGCAGAAGCUGUUGAUCUCAUCUUUGAGCAAGAAAAGUUUGUGCCUCAGUAGUAUUUCGAGCCAACAGGCUUCGUGUGGUCAUGGAGAUCCAAGUAGGGGGAAAGGGAGGGAAAGCGAGCAUUAAACUGGUAGUACCACUUCAUGUUCAGACCUCUAGAAGCCUAACACUGUGGACUUUGUUUAAAAACCUGACAGGGCAUUGACAUAAUAUAGGUCAUCUAAAAUUUUAACAAUAAAGGAGAUUUCAGAGGGAAAAAAAAAUUACAUAACGGUUGUUUUUUUUGAUAGUCAUUACCUUUUUUUUUUUUUUUUCUUUUUUUUCCAAUAAGGAAAUGUGUAAGAACUGCCUUAUUUGACCUUAUUAAGUAUCUUUGUUAGAUAAAACUACUGUUCUAGAUUGUUACAAACCCUGAAGCCAUCCUAUAUUUAUUUACAAGCUAAUGACAGUGUUUUUAAGAAGCAUAUUAACAUUUAAUCUUUAUUCUUACGGUGACCUUUUGUUAUUGCAUUUUUAGCCAUUUGUUUACCCAUUUGUCAUGGUAAAUCUAUGCAUGAAUAUGAGAGUAAUUCUUGUAUCUUUAAAACAACUGUUUGAUGUGCAAUUUUUUCCUCUAAUAGCACUGUCUUUACGGUUUUAGUUUCGACAGCCUUGACCAGUUUUUGCACAGAUCAGCCUUUGUGUUACAAUAUCAUCCUUCCAUAACAUGGUUGUUAUAAUUUAGAAGGUCAUUCUUAGUAUAACUGACAGACCACUUGUAAGACAAAUUUAUACGUGUAUACUGUAUGUAAGUACUGCUCAAAAAACUAGGAGAACAGUUUUUAACUUUGCUUUUCGGUGUAAUUUUCAAUCUAGCACACGAGGGGGUUGAUGAUUUCGGUUU
Molecule: messenger RNA, 2574 nt
Organism: Oreochromis niloticus (Nile tilapia)
Lineage: Eukaryota; Metazoa; Chordata; Actinopteri; Cichliformes; Cichlidae
Product: haloacid dehalogenase-like hydrolase domain-containing 5
Exons: 8
Coding region: 419-1744 (441 amino acids)
Biological process (GO): glycerophospholipid biosynthetic process
Cellular component (GO): mitochondrion
Source: RefSeq, a predicted model, not a curated record